AUGGCCCGUAUCGUUGUGCGCAUGCGUGUUAAUAACUGUCCCGGAAGCAGCUCGUCCACGCUGAAUGAGAACGCACUGAUUUCGCCCUAAAAUGAUGAAGUUUCUCCCUAAACUGCUGCUGCUCGCGCUGCUAGCCAUCCCGGCGACCAUCCUCAUGAAAGGGCCGAUGGCGAGCGCCCAGGAUCUGACUGAGGAUGAGGAGGCCGAGGCCGUGGACGAAGACGUCGUGGACGACGUGACGGACGAGGACGACGAGGCGGAAGUGGAAGACGACGAGAACGUGGAGCUGACGGAAGAAAAAGAAGACGAAGAGGAGGAAGCGCUGGUCGGAGAGGUCAAGGCUUCCCCCAACGCUGACACCACCAUCCUCUUCGUCAAAGGAGACGACUUCCCCGCCAACAACAUCGUGAAGUUCCUGCUCGGCUUCAGCAACAAGGGCCCCGAGAACUUCGUGGUCGAGUCUCUGGAUGCUUCUUUCCGUUACCCGCAGGAUUACCAGUUCUACAUCCAGAACUUCACGGCCCUCCAGCUCGGCAUCGAGGUCCCCGCUAGCCGGCAGGCGACCUUCGAGUACUCCUUCAUCCCCGCGGAGCCGAUGGGGGGGAGGCCGUUUGGACUCGUCAUCAACCUCAACUACAAGGACGGCAAUGGAAACAUCUUCCAGGACGCCGUGUUCAACCAGACCGUCACCGUCACGGAGCGCGAGGACGGGCUGGACGGAGAGACGAUCUUCCUGUACGUCUUCCUGUCCGGCCUCAGUCUGCUGGUCGUCGUCGGCCUUCACCAGCUGAUGGAGUCCAGAAAGAGGAGACGUCCGGCCCCGAAGGUGGAGAUGGGAACGUCAAGCCACAACGAUGUGGACCUCAGCUGGAUCCCUCAGGAGACACUCAACCAGAUCAACAAAGCGUCUCCCAAGAGGUCUCCUCGCAAGAGGAGCCAGAAACGCUCGGCCGGCUCAGACGAGUGACGGGCGCCACGACGCCAUGACGGCGAGUCUUCACCCACCGGAGGAGGAGGAGUUAGAGGAGGAGGAGGAGGAGUUAGAGGAGGAGGAUACUGAGAAACUUUAACCAGUGCCAAGCAGCAACGGCUGGCUCUACUUAAAGCUUAAGAACUGUUGAACACACUCACACACACACACUCAUGCUCACACACACACGCACAAACACAUUCGCACACAUUUCUCACACACACACACACGUUUCAUACACACACACGUUUCUUACACACAUAUUUCUCACACACACACACAUUUCUCACACACACACACACGUUUCUUACACACACAUUUCUCACACACACACACACAUUUCUCACACACACACACACGUUUCUUACACACACACAUUUCUCACACACACAUUUCUCACACACACACACACGUUUCUUACACACACACAUUUCUCACACACACACAUUUCUCACACACACGUUUCUCACCGCGCGGUGGUCUUCGAUGUUUCUCCGUGAACACGUCGGUCCUGAAAACAGCGCGUUGGGUUUUAAAGGCUCGUUUUUCUCUGAAGGUCGUUUGUUUUUCUCUGAAGGUCGUUUGUUUGUUUGUGUGUUGAAGCCGAUCAUGUGAUCGUUUUGUUGUUUAUUGCUGUGGAGCAUCUAAAAGCAGACGAAUUGAUUUUAAAUCUGCUUCUAUUGAUCCGAUGUGAUCAGAAAACUGAACGUCUUCGUCUUUCAGAACAAAAUAAUAAAGUCGUUUUAGGGUGGAAUGUCUCGCAGCUCGUGUUUUGUGGAUGCUGCGCGUUGUUUUUGGUUUCUUCUUCACUCGUUUUGCCGUCACUCAAAAACAUCUGCAGAGAACUUUUUAAAGUUUGGAAGUAUCAAAGAGUUCAAACUGAUUAUUAUUUUGACUAAAUGUAAAAGACGUCAGCAGGAAGUGAGUGGAGAUAAAAGAAACGUCCCUUUAAACGUCCCGACGCCCCUGAACUCAGCUCGCGGGGGUCAAAGGUCAGCGGACCGACCUCGACUGCCUGGUUUCUUCUACGUUUUGUUUGUCGACUUCCGGCUUCUCUCCUCGAGCAGCUCGUUCAAAAUCAGAACGCCGAUAAUUAUCGAGUCUUAUUUUUUUUUUAUUGUGUGAAGAAAACCGAUGAAAGUUGAACCAACUGGCUGAAGCUCUGGUGUAAAUACUGGCUGAUGGGCGAGAGCAACACUUACUGGGCUAAUUUAUUUGAGUGACAGAUUGGGUAAAACAAGGGGGGAGGGGGGGGGGGGGGGGGGGUGGGAGGGGCUUUGUGCACUGAUUUUAUUUCACCACUAGGGGGCGACGUGACGGUUCAGUCCUUUUGAGCUGAUGUUUUCUAAUAACUUGGCUGUCAUUCAUAAAAACGAGCUUCUACUUUUUAUUUGCUUUUAAAUGUGCAGGAAAUAAACUUUGAUGAUUUGC
Cyclopterus lumpus (lumpfish) is the source of this 2401-nucleotide messenger RNA. It is a transcript of the gene ssr1, whose product is annotated as signal sequence receptor, alpha. Bases 92 to 967 code for a protein of 291 amino acids. The record is from RefSeq and is a predicted model, not a curated record. The transcript has 9 exons. Lineage: Eukaryota; Metazoa; Chordata; Actinopteri; Perciformes; Cyclopteridae. Gene Ontology annotation, cellular component: endoplasmic reticulum; endoplasmic reticulum membrane.